GUCUGGCUCCCUUCUACUGCGGGCGGUUGCCGAUGGGCUUUAUCGUCAUCUUCCUUGCCUUCUUCUUCCUUUCUCGUCAUCUUGCUUGUCUUCUUAUUCUUCUUUAUGGAGCCAUCCUUCAUUUCCUUACUCUCUCUUUAUAUACCGGGCAUCAGACGCCUUCAUUCUAAAUUCAAUCCUCCUUAAUUAAGCAGCAUUCGCCAAUUCGAAGAUGAUCGUUAAUGGCGUCGAUGGUGACCCUAAACCAACUCACUUUGUCCUGGUUCCCUUCCUGGCGCAAGGGCACGUGAUCCCCAUGACCGACCUCGGACUCCUCCUCGCCUCUCGCGGAGCCACCGUCAGCCUCAUCACCACUCCCGUCAACGCCGCGCGCAUCAGAACCACCAUCGACCGUGCCGCCGCCGCCGGCCUCCCCAUCCGGUUCGUCGAGCUCGACUUCCCCUGCGCCGAAGUCGGCAUGCCGGAGGGCUUCGAGAACGUCGACGUCUUGACGACGCACAAGCAGAUACAGUACGGGCAAGACUUCUUCAAGGCGGCCGCCCUUCUGCAGCGGCCGCUGGAGCACUACAUCGAGCAGCAAUCGCCGCGUCCCAGCUGCAUCAUCGCCGACCUCUGCCAUCCCUGGACGCGCCACGUCGCGCGCAACCUCCGGCUCCCUCGGCUCACCUUCUUCAGCAUGUGUUGCUUCACCCUGCUGUCCUUCCACAACAUUUGGCGUUUCAAGGUGUUGGACGGCGUCAAGGACGACAAGGAGCCGUUCGAGAUUCCAGGGCUGGAGCAGAGGAUCCUGGUGACCAAGGCGGAAGCGCCGGGGAUGUUUGGCGAAUGGGAGGAGAUGGCGGAGGAGGUUCGCCAGGCUGAGUUCGAGGCCGAUGGCAUCGUGGCAAACACCUUUGAGGCCAUGGAGGCAGCCUACAUCGCCGGCUAUGCCGAGGCGAUGCAGAAACAGGUGUGGAGCGUAGGGCCAUUCCUGCUCGGUUGCACUCCGGCCUUCAGCGAUAAGGCUGCCAGGGGGAACAGGGCGGUCGUCGACGUCCCGCAAUGCCUGAGCUGGCUCGACUCGAAGGAGGCCAUCUCCGUGGUUUACGUCAGCUUCGGCACCCUGACGAACAUGAAACCGGCGCAGCUGAUGGAGAUCGGAUCGGGGUUGGAGGCUGCUGGACACCCGUUUGUGCUGGUGAUCAAGGACGGCGAGAGGAGCCGAGAGGUAGAGGAGUGGGCGGCGGAGUUGGAGGAGAAGGUCGGGCCGUCGAAGGCGUUGCUGAUCAGGGGAUGGGCGCCGCAGGCGGUGAUACUGUCGCACCCGGCGGUGGGGGCGUUCAUCACGCACUCCGGGUGGAACUCGACGCUGGAGAGCAUCACGGCCGGCGUGCCGAUGAUAACGUGGCCUCACUUCGGGGACCAAUUCCUCAACGAGAGGUUGACGGUGGAGGUGCUCGAGAUCGGGGUGUCGCUGGGGGUGAAGGUGCCCAUGUCGUGGACUGACCUCGAAGAGCAGGGGCCGGUUGUUCCGCGGGACGCGGUGGAGGAGGCGGUGAGGAGUUUGCUGGACGAUGGCCACGAGAAGGGGAAGAAGAUGAGGGAGAGAGCGAGGGAGCUGAGGGAGAAGGCCAAGGAGGCCAUGGCCAAAGGGGGCUCUUCGUACCUAAACAUGGCGCAUUUGAUCGAACAAUUCGCACAGAAUGACAAGAAGAGGGAAGAAGUAAACGGAGAUUAAAAGGAAGAACAGCAUUAGCGAGUCAAAUUUUACUCCGAAAUUGAAAAAGAAAGAGGAUGAAUUGCUCAAGAAUUCGUAAUAAAAUCAUGGAUUUAGCAAAAAGUUCUUCUUUGUUCCAAGUAAAAAAAAGUAAUCCAU
This is a messenger RNA of Zingiber officinale, 1855 nucleotides long. Its product is annotated as UDP-glycosyltransferase 73C3-like. The record is from RefSeq and is a predicted model, not a curated record. Gene Ontology annotation, molecular function: UDP-glycosyltransferase activity. The transcript has a single exon. The coding region runs from base 212 to 1717 and encodes 501 amino acids. Lineage: Eukaryota; Viridiplantae; Streptophyta; Magnoliopsida; Zingiberales; Zingiberaceae.